GUCCAACCCUAAAACAGAUGACAGAAGACCGUGUUUAAGGGUGUAAUGCAUAACACUGAUUGUUACUAACGGUUUCUAUCGGCACUGCAAAGUGACUGGAUUGUUUGUGGUCAUUCCGCGGUCAAAGGAGCAGGCCUAGCCGUUGCGAACAAUCGGGAUCCCAGUCGUAAACAAACAUGGAUUUCGAUGUCAGAAGAUUGGCAGCAGACGCUGGUACUUUACUCAGCCGUGCAGUUCAGUUCACAGAGGAGGUUCUUGGACACGCUGAAAGGACUGAACUGGAUGCCCACUUGGAGAACCUUCUUACUAAGGCAGAGGCGACCCAGCAAUGGACAGACAAAAUAAUGAAACAAACUGAAGUUUUAUUACAACCUAAUCCAAAUCUCAGACUAGAGGAGUUCCUGUAUGAGAAACUGGAGAAAAUGCCUCCUGUAAGGCCAAACAACCUUGAGCUGCUUGGAGAAUGUUUGAUCGACUCUGGACAUGAGUUUGGUCCUGGAACAGCAUAUGGAAACGCUUUAGUCAAGUGCGGUGAAGUUGAGAAGCAGCUAGGGAGUGCUGAGCGAGAAUGCAGCCAGUCAUUGGCCAUCAACUUCAUCUCACCUCUGAGGAACUUUAUUGAAGGGGACUGUACAAUUCUUGCAAGGGAGCGCAAGCUGCUGCAGAAUAAACGUCUGGAUUUGGAUGCUGCUAAAACACGUCUGAAGAAGGCCAAAGAGGCAGAUACCCGGUCUACACAACUUAGCUCCACCCCUCCACUGGGAGAGGAGUAUGUGACACACUUUUCCUACAUGUUCAGCUUCUUGCAUGUCAGAUGGCUUAAGAUGUGGGCUGAGGAGGUGUCACAGGCUGAGACGGAGCUGAGGAUUUCCCAGAGUGAGUUUGACCGACAGGCUGAGAUGACCCGGCUGCUCCUGGAGGGACUCAGCAGCACACAUACACACCAUCUUCGCUGUUUAACUGACUUUGUGGACACACAGACAACAUACUAUGAACAGUGCCAUCUGUAUAUGGGCAACCUGCAGAAACAAUUGGGAAGUUUUUCAUCUGUGUUCUGUGCCAACAACAAUCAACCCUCCGUGAGUGCUGCCCCGGAUGGUGUCUCUCUACCCUUAACCUCCACAGCAUCGGGGGCCUCUGUCCUGCCACCUCCUGUCCCUUCCCACUCCUCCCUUUCUGUUAGGGACCUGUGCCUCUCCAAGGGCACAUGUAAGGCCCGUGUGCUGUACAAUUACAGCGCUGCAUCCAGCUCUGAGCUCUCUCUGCUGGCCGAUGAGGAGAUAACUGUGAGCAGUGUGCCUGACAUGGAUUCUGACUGGUUGAUGGGAGAGCGAGGUGACAAGAAAGGAAAAGUACCAAUCACCUACCUCCAGCUGCAGAGCUGAAGCACUGUCUGAUGCCCCAGAAGAACUGAAACGUUCCACCAAUGUGAUGGACAAAAGCAAUAGGACUCACCUGUAGCACUGCCAUAUCUUAUGAAUGAGAAGUAUCAGUAUUUAGAUAUUGUGUGUUUUUUGUCAAUGUGCCAAAACAUUUUUAACAAUAAAAAUAUAAUCUUUGACCAGACAACUGCCAUGCAGUGAUGUGCCUAAAAUCAGUGGUGGAUUUACGUUGUACUGUGGCUAAAGAAACGUUACUUUGAAUCAUGACUAGUAAUGUAGAUCGCAGUUGAUAGGAUUGGUGUGUAUUUAAGGGGUUCAAGAGUAGUAUAAAAGGAUAUAAUACUUUGCAUUGGUGUCUCAACAGUACUUCUGUAUAAUGAGGUAAUCAACAUUGUGACUAGUUUGUUAACAACAAUGCUAAACAUGUAUUAUUAUGCAAAUAAUUUUAUGCAAAUCCAGGCUAGAACCACCACUGGCUAA
Sardina pilchardus (European sardine) is the source of this 1862-nucleotide messenger RNA. Its product is annotated as endophilin-B1-like. The transcript is spliced from 11 exons. Gene Ontology annotation, biological process: membrane organization. Gene Ontology annotation, molecular function: protein binding. The record is from RefSeq and is a predicted model, not a curated record. Gene Ontology annotation, cellular component: membrane; cytoplasm. Lineage: Eukaryota; Metazoa; Chordata; Actinopteri; Clupeiformes; Clupeidae. Bases 177 to 1385 code for a protein of 402 amino acids.